AUGAUCAUUAUGUUCUACGAUGAGCGACGAGGAGGCCGAUCCAUCAAGCAAGAAAUCGAGAAGCAAGGUGAUAUCGGCGAUGAGGAGAGUGCCACAAAGGACACAACCUCAGGCCUGCUAUUCGACGACGAAACUAUACGAGCCACAUUUGUUCGAAAGGUGUUCAUAAUUGUUGCAGUGAUGCUCCUUGUCAACAUCGUCAUGUGUGCUCCGACUCUUGCAGCCGGUCUUUUGCUUAUCACCAUAUCUGCCAUGGUGCCAGCGUAUACGGUUCUUCUCGCUCUGGUUGCAACAGCUGCCACAUGUGGUGGAAUCAUCCUAUACGCUUCUCAGACCACCUUUGAUGUCACAAGGUGUUGA
Molecule: messenger RNA, 360 nt
Organism: Ostertagia ostertagi
Lineage: Eukaryota; Metazoa; Nematoda; Chromadorea; Rhabditida; Trichostrongylidae
Source: the annotation of a GenBank genome assembly